AUGCUGCACGCUUCGAUCAACAUCCCGCCAGGCCACACCGGGCCUCUAAACAUACAGCUUCAGCCUCCUCCUUCCGGCAGCUGGGACCAGCUAGAACGCCCCCCAGCGUUCCCACUACCACAGACAAGUCGGUGCAUGUUCCUCGAGCUUCCCCGCGAGCUUCGAGACCAGAUUUACGGCCAUCUUUACCUCGUCCCGCAGAAUCCCGCUCGCAAAUGCCGUUCCUACUUCAACUUUUCAAACCCUCACAACUUCGCACUCGGCACAAGCCUCCUACGCACCUGCAGCCGGAUCCACACCGAAGCAAGCAGUGUCCUGUACGGAAGCAACCACUUCCUCUUUGCCCGACAGAGACGAGAGACGGGCUCGUACUGGUCCGCCAAGUGGCGAGAGGUAGGCUUCAACGCAGUGCGCCGCUUCCUGGUCGCCAUCGGACCGAAGAACAUCCGGCGCAUCAAACACGCAACACUGCUGCUCGAGGACGCAACGCCCUACCUGAACCCUCGCCUGAAGACGCCUAAGGCGAGGCGUUUCGUCCACGACCAAUGCCUGAUGAAGGUGCUGCGCCUGCUCGCAGCUAAGGGAAGGCUAAAGAAGCUGGGCUUGCUUUUUCGCGGUCGACGGCGCGUAGACAAGAACGAUACAAAGUUCCUCGAGGCGUUGUGCACCGUCCAAGCAGACGAUGUCGAGUUUGUUAGAGAUCUCACUCAGUCCUGGCUGGGGUACCUGCCACCGUCGAAACAGCACGCGGCCGUGGACAAGAUGUGUCUGCAGAGCAUGAAGAGGAAAGAAGCCCUACCUGACGCUGUCGAAGACGACGACGACAAUGAUGAUGAUGAUAUGAGUAGGACAAUUCAAGCCUGUAGGGUAUGA
This is a messenger RNA of Saxophila tyrrhenica, 873 nucleotides long. RefSeq lists its product as uncharacterized. NCBI's taxonomy places the organism in Eukaryota, Fungi, Ascomycota, Dothideomycetes, Mycosphaerellales, Extremaceae. The transcript is spliced from 2 exons. The record is from RefSeq and is a predicted model, not a curated record. The coding region runs from base 1 to 873 and encodes 290 amino acids.